Ilex paraguariensis (yerba mate) is the source of this 2875-nucleotide messenger RNA. The record is from the annotation of a GenBank genome assembly. Lineage: Eukaryota; Viridiplantae; Streptophyta; Magnoliopsida; Aquifoliales; Aquifoliaceae.
UAUGAGCUUUCCACCAGAGUAAUUCUUGCGAAGGUAAUUUCACAAUCUUCACCACCAAUCAAUGAAGUCCUCGCCUCGCCGAUCCGAUCCGUAUCAGUCACCCAAUUUUCUCUAUUUUCAUCAUCUUUUUGUUGAUUCGAUGUAUGAUCUGAAUUAGUUUCAACUUAAGUCAUUCUCUCUCUCUGGUUUCUCUCCAGCUGAUUCGAACAAGAUAUUAGUAGGUGUAAUUGGGGAGGAUCAGAUGGAGUGGGCGACACUACAGCAUCUAGAUCUCCGGCAUGUCGGUCGCAGUUCCAAACCCUUGCAACCUCACGCCGCCGCAUUUCACCCUACUCAGGCACUCAUUGCUGCCGCCGUAGGAUGCCACAUUAUCGAAUUUGAUACAUAUACUGGAAGCAAAAUCUCUUCGAUUGACAUUGGUUCCCCUGUUGUCCGUAUGUCUUAUAGUCCGAUUAACGGGCACACAGUGAUUGCUAUACUUGAGGAUUGUACGAUUCGAUCAUGUGAUUUUGAUGCUGAGCAGACUUGUGUAUUGCAUUCACCUGAAAAGAGGAUGGAACAAAUUUCUACUGACACAGAAGUCCAUCUUGCUUUGACCCCCCUUCAGCCUGUAGUCUUCUUUGGUUUCCACCGUAGGAUGAGCGUUACAGUUGUUGGAACUGUCGAAGGGGGGAAGGCACCAACAAAAAUAAAGACAGACCUGAAGAAACCUAUUGUGAAUCUUGCUUGCCAUCCUCGCCUUCCUGUCUUGUAUGUAGCUUAUCAAGAUGGCUUAAUUCGAGCUUACAACAUCAAUACAUAUGCUGUUUACUACACAUUACAACUUGACAACACGAUUAAGCUCAUGGGUGCCGGUGCAUUUGGAUUUCAUCCAAUGUUAGAAUGGGUUUUUGUUGGAGAUAGACGGGGUACACUUCUUGCAUGGGAUGUAUCGACCGAGAGGCCUCUUAUGAUUGGAAUUACACAAGUGGGAUCUCAACCAAUCACAUCAGUGGCUUGGCUGCCAAUGUCACACUCACUUGUUACUUUAUCCAAGGAUGGAACUCUUCAAGUAUGGAAAACACGAGUGAUACUGAAUCCUAAUAGACCUCCAAUGCAAGCAAAUUUUUUUGAGCCUGCAGCAAUUGAAUCAAUUGACAUCCCGCGCAUUCUCUCUCAGCAAGGGGGAGAGGCAGUGUAUCCCCUACCACAAAUUAAAGCUUUAGAAGUUCACCCCAAGUUAAAUUUAGCAGCUUUGCUAUUUGCAAGUAUGACUGGUGGAGACAAUCGGAAAAAUAGAGCUGCAUACACAAGGGAAGGAAGGAAGCAGCUGUUUGCAGUUCUGCAAAGUGCACGGGGAUCUUCAGCAUCUGUUUUGAAGGAGAAGCUUGCAUCUCUUGGUUCAUCUGGAAUUCUAGCUGACCAUCAACUUCAAGCACAACUGCAAGAGCACCAUUUGAAAGGGCAAAGUCAGCUAACCAUAUCAGACAUAGCACGAAAGGCUUUUCUUUAUAGUGAUGACAUACUUGGAAUUAGCUUGAGGAUUUUUUGGUUGGAGUUUCUUGGCCUUCAUGAUAUGACCUCUUGCACAAAUGCUGGGGAGAAUUAUGAGGCUUCAUUGUCUCUAUUUGUAUCUAUAUACUGGGUCCAACGUAGGAAGACACAUCGAGGACCAGCUGGUGACACUGGGUGCUUCAGUUUGACGAUAUGCAAUGGCUGCAAGCAAAAGGUCUCUGAUGUAGUUUCAAUUGAAUUUGAUGUAAAGGUGGUGUCAAGCUUGAUUGCUUUCAAUCAAAUGGACUCACCCCCAUAUUUCCUGGUCCCUGAUGGUGAACCCCUAUCUUUAAGGGAAUACAUGUGCUGGUUGGAUGACAAAACUCGUCCUGGUGGUCUGAGGGACCGACUUGUGGUGUGUAGAAAAUUCAGCUUGGGCCAUUCCGCAAAGCAUUUUAUGGAAGGACAUGCUAAAAAUGCUCCAAUAUCUCGGUUGCCUCUCAUCGCUAUCUUAGACAGUAAACAUCAUCUUAAAGACACUCCUGUUUGCGAGCCAUUUCAUCUGGAGCUAAAUUUCUUCAAUAAAGAGAACCGAGUUCUUCAUUAUCCUGUUAGGGCUUUCUACGUAGAUGGUGUAAACCUUAUUGCCUAUAGCCUCUCAUCUGGUGUGGAAAAUACUUACAAGAAGCUUUACACCUCGAUUCCUGGAAAUGUAGAAUUCCAUCCGAAGCAUAUGGUUUACAGUAAAAAGCAGCACCUAUUUCUAGUUGUAUUUGAGUUCAGCGGAAUGACCAACGAAGUGGUUUUUUACUGGGAAAAUACUGAUUCUCAGUUGUCUAAUAGUAAAGCAAGCAUGGUCAAAGGUAGAGAUGCUGCAUUUAUUGGCCCUAAAGAUAACCAUUUUGCAAUUCUUGAUGAGGAUAAGAUUGGGUUUUCGUUAUAUACGCUGCCGGGAGCAGCUGCACAAGGGGCCGACAUGAAGAAUGGAACACUUGAUCAAAAUCAAUCUGAGGAUAUGGAAGUUGGCUCUAUUAAGAAACCACUGCAGUUUAUGUUUGACAGUGAAGUGGAUCGCAUCUUUUCUACCCCGCUAGACUCAACAAUGAUGUUUGCUUCUCACGGGGACCAGAUUGGCUUGGCAAAGCUUGUUCAAGGGUACCGUGUCUCAGCCAGUGAUGGCCAUUACAUAUCUACAAAAGCUGAAGGGAAAAAGUCAAUCAAGUUGAAAGUGAAUGAGAUUGUACUCAAGGUUCAUUGGCAAGAAACCUUGAGGGGCUAUGUUGCAGGAAUUAUAACUACACAAAGGGUGCUUAUUGUUUCCGCAGAUUUGGAUAUAUUGGCCAGCAGUUCUACAAAAUUUGAUAGAGGACUUCCUUCAAUAUCCUCAGAUGCAAAAACUUAA